CCCUCAUGAAUAGAAGAUUAAGCAACUAACAAUUUUUCUAGUUUUGUUUACACUUUCAAGCCCUAAUCAAGAUUCUCUGCCUAAGAAAGGUUGUUUUGAUUCCACUAAAAUAAAUGAAAAUCAUUUUCAGCUUAUUCUCGAUGUAAAAAUCAUGAAUCAAGUUACUGUCCCUUUAACAAAAGAUGAAUUAAUAUUAAAUUCGUAUCGAGCAUGUCGUGCAGAAGCUGGUGAUAUUGAAAGAUUAAUUGAGACAUUGAAAACGUCAGAGACUCAUGUGAAAAAUACUGCUCUUAACAAAUUACAAGUAAUCGGUGAGCAGAUUAAAUUCCUCCAAAAGCAAGCGCAUGAAAUACUCUCAAAUGCUACAAAGGAUUCAGACCUACAUAAAGUCCCAUGUAAUUUUGUUAAAGUACCUGGAAAUAUUUAUCAUCUUUACGAACGACCAACAGGAGACAGAUUCUGGUCAAUGAUAUCAUCAGAAGAAUUCGGUGAAAACAACAAAAACAAUUAUCUGGGAAGUUACAGAUUAGAAGUCGAUAGAAGUUGGACUCCUGUUGAUAAGCUUCAAGAAUACUCAGAGAGUAGACAAUUUGCCGAAUCAUUAUUUGAGAAGGUUCAGAAUGUACCAGCAAUUAAACUCAUAGAAAAAGAUGAUGAGCUUGAGAGUUAACGACGAAAAUUAACGAGAUUAGAUUUUAAAAGUUCACUGUUCUUGAACUAUUGACGUAAAAAAUAAAAAUUCAAUUCACUUUAUUUUAGUCGAAAAUAUGUUUCUCAUUCUCCUAAAUGAAAUUCUCUUUCAGCAAUGAAAGGAAUUUUAAUCCAAAGAGUAUUUCAAGGAAAUGAAAAUAUUCAGAGAAUAAAAAUGUUUAUAACAUGUUCAAUGUAAAAUAAUUUCUUAAGGCAGUGUUUAUAAUUAACAUUUCUAUUGUUGUCUAAGCAUAUAAACAGAAAAUCAACUACAUUUUUAAUACAUAUAAAUACGUACAUCUUAUGCAGGAAUAGAAAAAUGAAAAGAUAUUCAUUCAAGGAUUUCUUAUCGUAAUGAUAUUCUAGAAUGUGCAAUCAAUGUCAAAAGUUUAGAAAGUCAUUUGAUAUAUCCAGAU
Molecule: messenger RNA, 1106 nt
Organism: Clunio marinus
Lineage: Eukaryota; Metazoa; Arthropoda; Insecta; Diptera; Chironomidae
Source: the annotation of a GenBank genome assembly